AUGCAAAUAGAAUCUAUGGAGUAUGAGGAGAGCCCUACUACAAAGGAGUACUUGAUCCAGAAGAGUAAAACCGAGAAGCUGAACAAAUAUUCCUGCUGCCUUGGGUGCUAUAACAUUAAGUCGUAUGAGCAGUUUUUGAGCGGACCGGAUGUAGAAUGCGAGAAAUCUAUUUCACAUAGCUUGACGAAUUGA
Molecule: messenger RNA, 192 nt
Organism: Blastocystis hominis
Lineage: Eukaryota; Bigyra; Opalinata; Blastocystidae
Exons: 3
Coding region: 1-192 (63 amino acids)
Source: RefSeq, a predicted model, not a curated record